AUGGCCGAACUCCGACAUCAGCAUCAACAACAACAGCAGCACAAUCCGAGUAAUCACCACCAGCAGCACCAGUACGAGUUCCUGCCCCUUUGCGACGUUCUCUUCAACAUAAUAUCCCUGGCGUCCUACUUUUGCGACAUUGUCUUCGACUUUGCGAUGGCUUACGCGCUCGCCCACCACCCGGAGACACCCGGCCUUCUCUUUCCCCUCAGUCUCGUCCUCAUCGUUGCUUCGCUCGUCGUGUCCCAGAUCAUGAGCGUCAAGUGGUACCUGUGGGGCCCCAGGGGCAAACUGAGGCGCUGCUGCAUCAGCGAUGAGCAACACGAUGGGGAAAGGACGAGCAACUGGACGUUGGGGUACGUGCUCCUGGUGCACACGACGCAGAUGGGCGUGCUCUGGCGGUACUUCAAGCUCUUCAUCCCCGUGGAGUUGGCGCACGUGAAGCACGAGGUGCGCGAGCUCUGCAUACUCAGGCUGAUCCACGGCUUCUGCGAGGCCGGGCCGAUGUUACUCCUCCAGGUGUACCUACUGGCGGUGAGCCUCUAUCCCCAUGGCUUCGAGGCAGCCCCGGUCGAGUACGAGAGCGCGGAUGCGGCGACGAAGCUGGCCAAGUUGACCCUCGUCUCGGCCGGUCUGUCGCUCUGGAGCGUGUGCUGGGCGGUAGCCUCGUUCAGCAAGGGAGCAGCUCGGCUGAGGAACCUCGAGCGCCUCGUGCUCACCUGGCUCGGGGUGCUGGCCCAGCUGGCCUGGCGGCUCUGCACCGUGAGCGCAAGGGUCGGCGCCCUCAUUGCCUACGCCUCGGUCUACGGUGCCGAGUGGCUGCUCGUCGUUGUCGCCCUGCACUGGCUCUCCAUGCUCACGUGGCUGCUGCUCACGCCGGACGGUCUGUUUCGCGCAGACGAGAAUCUCCCCCUGCUCCGGAAGGUCUUUGUCGCCUCGAUGAUGGCCUUCGUCUACGUCUUUUCCUACGUCAAUCUCCACGAGACCAAUCACCGACAGAAGAUGCUCAUUUUUUACUCGGUCAUGUUUCUCGAGAACAGUUUACUCGUGGGAGUGUGGGCUGUGGGUGUCAAUCGGAACGAGCUGUAUCGCAACGUUCGGCCGGUAUCUCUGAUGCUUACGCUCCUAGGCCUAUUCUUCGGUGGCUUGUGUUUCAUGGGACUGUACUACAGGUAUUUCCACGUGAGAAGACUGAGAUACGAAGCCGGUGGCAGGAUGAACGGCACAAAUGCCAAUUCGCUGUCUUGCCAGAAUGCUUUUCAAGAAAAGCACAUCAAUGGCUUCGACGACAAGCAGAACAACGCGAUGGAUACGAGGAAGGUGAAAUUGAGCAAUGGAGGUAUACCGGGUGUGUUCAAUUGCCGAUUCGCGAAUCCAACGGUGACGAAUCCCAAUCGCAAGAAAAAGAAGCCUACGUCCUUCGUGCCACCCCCGACGCAGCCUCAAGCCAACAUCAUAGCCAUGACGUCCCUGAGUGAGAACAACAAAUGGGUCAACGGUGACGAAAACGCCCCGCAACUCAUACCCUUUUGGAAAAAACCCUUGCCGGUUCCCAGUGUUAACAACGACAACAACACGCGGAGGGAUAAAGUCGAUACUGACAUGACCGUAGGUGGCUCGUUAAACGUGAAUCUCAUCCACGAAAAACUUCGAGAAAAAAAGCAGCAGCAGCUUCGCGAGCUGCGAGCCAUUCAGGAGGAAAUCAAGGAAGGCAAAUUAGUACCGCCACCGUCCACGUCCUCGUUCGCCUCCUCGAAUCCAUCGGCGUCAAAUCAAAAACCUCCGCCCAACACAAAGCUGCACAGCACUUCGAACGCGACCGUGGCUCACCAGAAUUGCGGAGCUGGUGGCAGUAGUGUGCUGACUUCGUGGCCACCUGUAAAAAUGCACUGCCUCAUGCCACCCCCGCCGUCGUCUUCGUAUUACCCGACCGGGCAUCCGGCGACACCAGGAAACAUACUCCCGAACAAAUGCGCGGGCAAUCCGGAGAUUCUAUUGGCGCCGAGAUGUUUGCCCCAUCACUAUUCUCACUGGAAUCCCCCCGUGGUCGAGAACCACAGGCUUUGUAACAGUAAUCAAAAUGGUCUGGAAGAAACUUGCAGGGAGGAGGGUCCCGGUGACGAGGAGCUCAGUGAUUUCGAGGGAAGCCAGUUUUCGCUACCUCGGAGUUACACGUUACCACGUGAAUUCAGAUACCAGAACAAAAUCAACGAUCGGUCCAAAUUUACGGGCUCACGACACUACCUGCCUUCUACCAAUAGUUCCGAUGGAGAUGUGGACAGUCAAGAGGAAACGGACUCGGAACUGCAAGUUCGAGGUCGGCCGCCAGUUCAGGGGUGCGUCAAUCGGCGAAAGCUUUACGCGCAGCAUCACGAUCAGGACAAAAUUGAGCUGAACAAUUCGCGCAGCAGUCACAGUGUCCAGGCGCCGCUGUCUUACGGCGUUUUGCGAUCGAAUCAAUUGGUCCGCACGAAAACAAAGCCCGAAACCAGAUUGUGA
Molecule: messenger RNA, 2499 nt
Organism: Copidosoma floridanum
Lineage: Eukaryota; Metazoa; Arthropoda; Insecta; Hymenoptera; Encyrtidae
Cellular component (GO): membrane
Source: RefSeq, a predicted model, not a curated record